UUCACAGCAGAGGAUUUCCGUAGACAAGCGGCCCAUUUCACAGAAGGUUUACAUAAAAAUUACCAUUUCUGGGACCGUGAUGCUGAUGAUGCAGCAAACAGUCCAUUCCCCCGAGCAGACAACACAAAUCAACCACAUCCAUCAUCCUCAUCCUCAAUUCAAACUCCCCUCAACGUGCAAGCUACUAGUCCAUUGGAUGCUCCACCUCUACGAUCUGUAUCCGCAUCCUCCUUCCACACUUUAUCCUCCAUUGAAAAGCCCCUCAUCGUGCAUGCGAUUAACCGGAAAGAAUCACCACCGCUUCUACCCCUUUCAUCCACACCGGCAUUCCCAUUUCAAACAUUAUCCUCUAUUCAGAGCCCCCUCAGCGUGCAUGCUAUGAACCGAAAAGAACCACCACCGCUUCUACCCCUAUCAUUAACAGCCUCAUCCUCCUUUCGAACGGCUCCCCCAUCAAUCCCUCAACCCAUCAUAUUUAAACCUCCAUCCUUAUUCUAUUUUCGUCCAAGUGAAAUAUUACCGGAAAACUCCCAAACGCCCACUAUCCUAAAGGAAGUUGAAGUGGUUGAACCAUUUUCACUGCAAAAUUCUCCAGAGGUAAUAGGUUCACUUGGAUUUUUUGAACCUACUUGAACAUGGAUCGGUGGCUCACUGAUUAUGUCAUUGACUUCACUGCUUUCAGCUUUUUUCGAAAUAUUCCAAAUUUAUAUUAUGUUAAUAUCAUUUCUGCUUCGAUUAUACUCAAUAAUACUUCAAGACUAUAAGCCAAUUCAAAAUUUCAACCCUUUCUCAAAUCCUUGGAAGGCAUAGACUAGAUGUUGUUACCGUAUAAUGUUUUUAGAGGUCAGUGGGUUUGGAUCGUACUAGAUUUAGAGCACAACAAAAUUUAUGUUCUGAAUCGUGGUGGUGCCAUGCCUUCUGAGGAGAAAACUGUUGAAAAACUCGAGCAGCUUUUUCUUGCUAGAAGUCAACAAACUAGGGAAGGAAAAUUAAACGCGUGGACUGCCUGUGUAGGGCGGGAAUUGACUUGAGGAUUUAAUAGCAAAACCUUUUGUAAAAUAAAGACAUCAAUAUUACCAGUCGAUCGUGAUGCAAUUUCAACGUUAGCACCUGUUCUAGGAAAAGACUGACGAAAUUUUGUUGCGUCCAGGCGCCAAUGUAUAGGGUGAAAACGCGGUUCUAAUCCCGCCUUCAGAUCAGAACUGUGCGUUUUGGCCGGCAGGUCAUACCGGAGCCUGAAGGGUAUGCUUUAUACUUGCGACGCCGGUGAAGUAACAUUUUUGCCAUAUUAGCCGAUUUUCGUCUCCUUGUCGCUCAUGGCCGCAAAUCCGGAAUCGCAAUCGACGCGUUACUGAAUAAUCCUCUCAAGAUUUGAAACGGAAUGGUCAUUAUCUUAAAACAUUUUUGGCUUCCUGACAUAGAGACAGUGAGCACGUAAAGAUUGGAAUAAAAUCAAUAAAAAAUUUAGUGACCGUUUUUUUGAUGAUAAUAUCAUGUGUACAAAGUGAUUGCAAUAAGACUAAAAUUUACAAAAUGGCACGUGUAAGAGAAGGAGACCGAAUAGAGAUUUUGAUGAUGAUCGGUUAUGGGAAUAGGAUGCGCACUCAGAAAGAGUUUUGUGAAAGUUUUAAUAACAAGUAUCCUCGCAGAGAACCAAUAUCUCAAUUUAAUGUGAGUAAAAUAGAAAAAAAAAAUAUCGGGUUUUGGGUCAUGUCAGGGAUAAUUAAAAUUUAUAAAAAAGGUGGGCCAAGGAUAUCGAAAGUAAAACAGCUGAAUAUUAUCCUGGCAGUUCAAGAAGACUACCAUAAAAAGAACCGCGAUAGUGCUUCGUAUAAUCAAAUCUGCCAAUCAUCCGAUUUUAAGUAUUUAAUACUAAAUAAAUGGCAUCCAUACAAAGUCCUGUUGCUUCAUGAACUCAAUGAAGAUGAAGUAACACACAUGAAUUUGUGCAAUAAUAAUCCGCAAAUUAUUAAAAGAAUUGUAUUUUCGGACGUGGCGACCUUUUGUCCCAAUGGCAGGGGAUUGCCGAGCUGCAUCCAGGCUCUGAUGGUUGUGUGCGAGUGGCUAGUACGUGUAAAGACUAAAAAUGGUUUUCUCAAGCAUACACUGGUAAAACUGUGUUUGUUACCCUUAGACAUUUGUGACGAAAGUGAUUAGACCAAAUAUAAACACCUAAUAAUUAGUGCUUUUCCUUUGAUUUAAGAUAAUGUGUAAGCUGUUCUCAGAAUUAUAAUGUUAUGUUUAUUUUAUUUAUUUUUUACAUUUGUGGUUUCUUUGAUCUUUGUAAAGAAGUAAAAUUUGUUUCAUGUUUCAUCUGUUUGAAAUAAUAAGUUGUUGUUUUGAAAGCCCAUUCUUUCAAGAGGGGCGAAAUGUUAAGCCAAUUAAUAUAUUAAUUGUAAGAUUUGUAGUUAUAGUGGCGUAGAGGGCAGUGAAUUGUAAGUAUGGCCAACGUCGCCUAAUUGUUUGUGUGCUCAGCCAAGCUGUUGGCUGGAGCCAGUCCUUUUUUUUUGAUUAAUAUGUUGAAGUCAAGCGUCACAGAGUCACGUUCACGUGAGGUGCAAUAUUUUUUAUCUC
Ceutorhynchus assimilis (cabbage seed weevil) is the source of this 2574-nucleotide messenger RNA. The record is from the annotation of a GenBank genome assembly. Lineage: Eukaryota; Metazoa; Arthropoda; Insecta; Coleoptera; Curculionidae.